AUGCAUUCAGGAAAUGAGACCACAGUAACAGAAUUUAUUUUUACUGGAUUUUCUGUGAUUCCAGGACUUGAAUAUUUAUUUUUUUCAGCGUUUUUAAUUUUCUAUGUAAUAACCAUUCUUGGAAAUGCAUCUAUUAUCUUUGCAUAUUCUCUUUGUUCAGACCUGCACACUCCUAUGUAUUUUUAUCUUACCAACUUCUCCUUUUUAGAAAUAUGUUAUGUUUCCAUCACUUUUCCAAAGCUUUUAUCAGACUUAUUAACAGAAAGAAAAUCAAUCUCAUUCUUUGGCUGUGCUGUGCAAAUGUAUUGUUUCUCCCUUAUUGCUGGUCUGGAGUGCUGUAUACUUGCAGCCAUGGCAUAUGAUCGGUAUAAUGCUAUAUGCCAGCCCCUCUUGUACCAAACCAUCAUGAACAGAAAAGUGUGUGUUCAGCUCUUGGCUGGGGCAUGGUUCAUUAGCGCAGCAAACUCUUUGCUAAACACUAUUCUUACAUUCAUGUUACCCUUCUGUAAUAAUAUUAUCAAUCACUUUUUUUGUGACAUUCCUCCAUUACUAAAAUUGGCAUGUAGAAUAAACCUAAUCAAUGAAGUGGCGCUUGUUACCAUUGGUGGCUUUAUUCUUGUAGGAUCAUGUGUUUGUAUUGUGCUUUCUUACAUGCGACUCAUUGCAACUAUCUUAGGUAUCCAUUCUACUUCUGGCAAGAGGAAAGCAUUUUCAACCUGUUCCUCUCACUUGACAGCAGUUACAAUAUAUUAUGGAUCUGGUAUUUUUAUGUAUUUAAGACCCAAACCAAACUAUGAAAUGGAUCAGGACAAACGGAUUGCUCUUAUGUACACUACUAUUGCACCACUGCUGAAUCCUUUUAUAUAUACACUCAGAAAUGGGGAUUUCAAUGUAGCUUUUAGAAAGAUAAUACAACAUAUGUUUUUUGGAAAACUCUAG
Xenopus laevis (African clawed frog) is the source of this 939-nucleotide messenger RNA. RefSeq names its product olfactory receptor 1019. Lineage: Eukaryota; Metazoa; Chordata; Amphibia; Anura; Pipidae. The transcript has a single exon. The coding region runs from base 1 to 939 and encodes 312 amino acids. The record is from RefSeq and is a predicted model, not a curated record.